GAGUUUGUGUUUUUGUUUCCAGCAGAAAUAUAUUCAAGAAUUCAAGACAAAGUAAGAAAUAGUUAAUCUAAUCGAUCGGAAGUAAUGUCUACAUCGAGUAACAACUCCCAGUCUGCAUAUUCUCCGUCGGAACCCGAAACUCUACAAGGCACAGCAAAGAGUCGUAUCCAAGCACUGGACCAAUCUCUUAACAAUGUGGAUGUUAGUAACAGCAACUGCUCAGAGACGUCAGUGAAAGAAAAAGAAAUGCACCAAAAACGGAUUCAAGCCCUAAGAAAGGAACUUGAAUACAUAAAGGUGACUGAGUGGGCCUUUGAUUACGAUAAAGGUUUCAUUCAAUAAUUGACUUACAGCCAAACGUGAACAUGUUGUCCUAUGUGUUGUCUUUCUUUAAUAACUUGUUUUCUAAAGAACCUGAAGAAGAUGAUUAUUCAAAAGAGAGUUUUUUAGCCGAUCAACUAUUAGAUAUAGAGACCUUGAAAGAAGAAUUAAAAGAUGACAUUGAACCAGAAAGUCAAGAAAUUCCAAGGAAUGUGGCUUGUUUCCAGAGAACAGGGUUAAUAACAUACACAGGUGACAACAACUAUGUGCUCAUAGACGGGAGCCUCUAUUUCGACAUAACAAAUUCACCCUUAACAUUCAGUGUUAACGACAAGGUCCUAUACCUUGGUUACGAAGAUGACAAUGAGUCUAUCAAAGUGGUGAGAAUCCUGGAGAACAAUGGACCAUUCUGGGGUGAUUCUAUGGACAUGGAAGAGGAUAAGUUCAAAGUAAUAGAACAUGUGAUAAUCGGGGAAGUUGGAUACAGAGAGGAGAGGCUGGUGUAUCUGAAGGAUAAUGAUCUGAAGUUUAGUCUUGACGAGGUGGAGGCGACUUUUAUACCAAUGAAGGGGGACUGGCUGGAGCUUAGUUGUUCUGUGCAGUACCAGGAUGAUAAGCCUGCUGAUAUUUCCGCUGCUCAGGUACUGAAGGUGCUUUCAUUCAAGCCACUACGAAGUAAAGUGAAGAGCACAGUAGUCACCAGCUGGGACGGGGACUCUGGGACUUGUGACAGACAGUUCUUCUUCAACAGGCAGUCUGUGCAAAAUGGGAGCAUGCCGCAAGUAGGAGCCAAGGUCAUGGUGGAAGCAAUAGAAAGCAAUCAAGGAGCUUGCAUAUGGAGGGUAACAAAAAUGAUGAUUAUAGAAAGUAGCCCUGUCCAUCAAAACAACAACAACAAGAGUCCCGAGGAAAACAUAACACUUGAACUGGAAAAGGAAAAGAGAAUCUCAGUAACAUAUCCUCUUGUAUUUGAAAAUGUUGAUUUUCACCAAAGUGAAAAUAUGAAUUUAGUGAUCACAAACAACAGUGAUCAAAGCUAUUUUCUAAAUAAGUGGAUCAUGCUUAGCAAGAGGAGGGAUUCACAGAUUGAAGUCAAACCCUUUCUCACUCGCCCAAUGAAAAUAUAUCCCGGACGCACAGUUUCAUUUACCAUCACAUGCUACCCAAAGUUACUGGGAAGUAGCAAAGAAUGCUUGAUAUUUAUGUUCAACGGGUUUCAAGUAAAGAGAUUUAUCAACAUCAAUGUUGUUGACAACAAUAUGAAACAGAUUAAUAACAAUGCAUAUGUAAAUGACUCUGGAUUUAAGUCCGAACAAGAAAAGAUUGCUGGAAUGCAGGAUGUGAGGAGAAAUAGGGAUAGGGGUUUUAUCCCCGGUGUGAAGCCAGUCAGAGCGUCAAAUUUCGUGCCAGUUAAACUGGGAUCUUUCCCAAUACCUGACAAAGUGUGGGCUGCUGUUUUAGGAAACUCGGAGCAAACAGUGUAUGGUAAUGAUUAUGACAAGAUAUUGGACAGGAUAGAAAUGGCCUUGCCCUGUUUAUGCCAAGAAUUGAACAUUACUAACUAUCUCGACAGAUGGCAUACGUUGCUAUACAUGGAGGAAAUACAAGCGAAUGUUUGUAUGAGAGCGUAUGAUAUGCCUAUAGUGUACUUGAUCCACUGUCAGGAGUAUUUAGGGAUUGAAAUAAAGGGGUUAUGCGAAAGAAGACCCAGCUUGAUAAAAGGCGAUAGAGUGAUUGUUAAAGAUACUUGGAGGUCCUCACAGUUUGAAGGUUACAUUCACGUAGUAAGAGGGGAUUUGGUCUUGAUCAAGUUCAAUCCUCAGUUUCAUGAGACUUAUUCGGGGAGUGACGUUGCUGUAGAAUUCCACUUCAGUAGAUCUACUUACAGAAGAGCUCAUCAAGCUCUCAAUUUAGCUAUUUCAAAUCUCGGCCCUGACAUACUAUUUCCAUCGCGUCUUGCGACUCGCCCGCAGCUGGUGUCACCUCAUGACAUAGGCAACAUUAAAUGGUUUAACAGACUCCUUAAUCCCGGUCAAAAAGCUGCAGUCACAAAUAUUAUUUUAGGAGAAUGUCGUCCCAUGCCAUACUGUAUUUAUGGACCUCCUGGAACAGGUAAAACGAUCACUGUGAUUGAAACGAUUCUACAAAUAAUAUCCGUAAUACCGGAUAGCAGAAUUCUAGUUGCGACGCCGUCAAAUAGUGCAGCUAAUCUGAUCACUGAAAGGCUGAUUGAAUACAGAGAUCGUUUCUCUGGCUCCAUGAUUCGACUCAUAGCCAAUUAUCUACUUGAUUCUGAAAACUUACCUGAUGUUAUAAAGCCCUUUUGCGCUACGUUGGACAUAGCAAGAGAAGAAACCUCUAAGCCCAACUAUCAAGUCAGGAAAGAUGGAGUGAACCUGAAUUGUCAGACAUCUUUCAUUGGAAGACAUCGUGUAACUAUCGGCACUUGUUUCUGCAUUGGGUCGCUGGCACAGAUGGGGUUGCCGCGCGGGCAUUUCACACAUGUCAUCGUUGACGAAGCUGGUCAAGCAACUGAGCCAGAAAUUAUGAUACCCCUUACUUUUACAGACAAAGAACACGGCCAAAUCAUUCUUGCUGGAGACCCACAGCAGCUAGGGCCUGUGAUAUUAUCCAAAUACUGCACGGAAUUUAACAUGAAUGAGUCAUAUUUGUCUCGGAUUUUGGAGACUUUCCCAUACCAAAGAGAUUUCGAAGCCUAUGAGGAUGGAUUUAAUAAGAAGCUGGUUACCAAAUUGAACUACAACUAUAGAUCUUUAGAAGAAGUCUUAAAACUGCCGAGUGAGAUGUUUUAUGACGCCUCUCUCGUGCCUAAGAUGGGCAGAGACGAAGCAUGGAUCUCCGCUACCAUAAACACUGUUUCGGAAGUCUUCGACUCAUCAGAGAGAACCGAAGGGGGCGUGUUCGUAUACGGCAUUAAAGGAGUGAACGCUAGGGCAGAAGAUAGCCCUUCGUGGUUCAAUCGGGAAGAGGCCGCCAUGGUGGCUCUGAUGACAUGCAAACUUUACAAGAGGAGUAUCACACCAGAUGAUAUUGGAAUUAUCACACCUUAUAUAGCCCAGACAAAAUACUUCCGAGUCCUGUUCGAGUCUAUGGGAUUACCACAACCAAAAAUUGGAACUGUUGAAGAAUUUCAGGGACAAGAGAGGAAAAUCAUACUUAUAUCAACAGUAAGGUCGACCGAGGCUUUUUUAGUAGAAGACAAAAAACAUGCGCUUGGAUUUGUCCAAAAUCCUAAACGCCUGAACGUGGCUUUGACCAGAGCCCAAAUUGCCGUCAUUCUUUUUUGCAAUCCUCAUCUGUUAUGUACAGAUCCACUAUGGGGCAAAGUUGUCAGACAAGCAGUAAAAGAAGACAAAUAUAAGGGAUGUGAUUUACCUUACGACAUUGAGACUGUUAAUACAGAUACUACCGUCUAACAUAGUAUGCUAAUAAGGAUAAGAUACCUAUUGUGAUCUGCGUAGGUGUACACUA
Messenger RNA from Cydia amplana, 3813 nucleotides. Its product is annotated as probable RNA helicase armi. Gene Ontology annotation, molecular function: helicase activity. The transcript has 6 exons. Gene Ontology annotation, biological process: regulatory ncRNA-mediated post-transcriptional gene silencing. Gene Ontology annotation, cellular component: P granule; cytosol. NCBI's taxonomy places the organism in Eukaryota, Metazoa, Arthropoda, Insecta, Lepidoptera, Tortricidae. The record is from RefSeq and is a predicted model, not a curated record. The coding region runs from base 366 to 3758 and encodes 1130 amino acids.